This is a messenger RNA of Babesia sp. Xinjiang, 2016 nucleotides long. RefSeq lists its product as uncharacterized. The coding region runs from base 1 to 2016 and encodes 671 amino acids. The record is from RefSeq and is a predicted model, not a curated record. Lineage: Eukaryota; Apicomplexa; Aconoidasida; Piroplasmida; Babesiidae. The transcript has a single exon.
AUGCCGAUUAUGCGCAGGGUGAUAUCGUACGCCCUAAACGGGGCGCCUGUAGCAUCAAGCGACGCUAAACGGCAGGCACUGGAGGGCGAGAUAACAGUUGCCAGUGCCAAUAUCCAGAAACCACCCACCAGGAGUGCUAAAUUACUGCAGAUGCAUGAUUUAAUGGAAAAUGGAAGAGAUACAAUAGCACCAAAUGCCAAAAUACCACGUAUCAUGACAUCAUACAAUGGAUUGAUACACGGUACAGUAACACGAGACCAACAAGAGGAGAUUGAAGGUGCACAGAUAAAAUACAAUAAUACGGUUGCAGAGGAUACCGACAUAAGACAAUGCCGAUACCAAACACGCCGAUCGGUAAGAGCGUUAGCUGCAAGCAACGUACGGUCAGGAUAUGCGCCUACCAUACGUUACCGUAGCGAAGACACGGGUAAAGUGAUGGACCUUCUCUUGAAUAAUGUUGAAUCUUUUGGAGACUGUGAUUCUAUAAAAAAUGAACUGGAAAGGCCUCUAUGCCUGGAGAAUGAUCUUCAGGUUACUGCGAGUAGGCCCAUACAGAGGAAAAUCCCGAUGCACUGUACAAUAUCGCUAAAAAGCGCCAACAUGCGAAAACUUCGAGAGUUGGAACCAGAGGCAUACACUGUUAGAAGCACUGUUUCCCCUUCAAUAACCGAGCCUCAAGAUAAUGAUAGUAGCACUACGUCGCCUGCCGGUAACGCGUUGCACGCAACGGCAAACAUCGACAUUGGGGAACAGACAGUAUCACCAAGUGUUGACCCGGUUUUUCAGGGUAAUACUAUGGUUGAAUCUACUUCUAAUAACGAUGAGAAAACGGAUAAUGUUGAAUCCAAGACUGUGACAACACGCCAAAAAAGAGCUGCUCGAAAAAAAGAAACCAAAACCAAGUCUAAACGGGUAACACGAUCUACUAUAAAAGACCUUCAAAAUGCCGAAAAAUUGGCGUUGAAGAACGAUGAUGUUGCGAAUAAUGAUGGGCUCGUCGAGAAAACAGACGUGUUAUCCGCAGCUCCGGUAAAAGCCGAUGAAACAAACAUCGCAAUAUCAGAAAACAUCGAAACAGGUGAAACUACUACACAAGAGAGUGAGAACUGCAAUAAUAAUGAAGAACCGGUUGCCGAAAAAGGUACAAUGGAGGAAGAAGAGAAUGUGGUUACGGCAGAUAACACCCCGGAGGACGGUGUGAGUUCAACAGUUCCACUCAAGAUAGAUAUUGACGAUCUGGAUACUCAUGAUAACGUGCUUGAAAUUGAACUCGCCAGUACUGCUACCCCAACGGAAUGCAGUCAAGGUUUCAAGACCGAUGAAACAAUCGACGAAGAGAAGUCCGAAUCACCGGAAUCGAAACCUAAAGUUGGCCGUGGAAAGUACAAACGAACAAAUAAACGCAAGAAGGGUGAAGGUGAAGCUGCACCGGCCAAAGCUACCAAGAGCCGGGGACGUAAAACUGUUAUAAACGACGUGCUGUUCAACGCAUUACACGACUUGAAUUUAUGCAGAUUGAAUACACCAAUACCGUCACAGGUGUUUGACAUUGGCACGGAAGAAGAGAUCGUUAUAACAGGGUCAUUGGAUGAGCACGAGCUCGACUGCAAUUGUUGUGACUCUGAAUUGUUAGACAUGCGGGAAUUUGGAGAGCCGAUUGGCCCUGAAAAUGUGGCAUUUUUUUCAAAAUGUCAUUUGUGCAUUAAUCCACAAGGUACCCCUUGUUGGUGUUGUUGCUACAUUGACUUUUUUGGAUCGUUUGCUCAGAAGAGGUUCGUCGUCGAUGUCUUUGGUUUCGAGAUGGCCGAGGGUCUGGCGCGCCGUAGUAGAGAGAAUGCUGAAAUGAUAUUCCACAUGUUAUGGAUGCAGCAAAACAAGAAACUGCUCGACUGCAACAUUCCACAGAAUGCGUCGAUGGCAGUGCUACAACAAUACGCGCAACUUAAGCACGUGAUCAUGCGUAUUGAUCGAAUGGGGUUCUUAGCCAGCCAAAUGCGGCGCGCCAUUCGGCUUUAG